CCAACUCCAGCGACACCGAGCGUGACUGAGAGAGAAACAGUCUUCUUCUGUACCCGCACACCGCUGAGAUAGACAUAUGUCUACUGCGAAUAGUCCUCCUUUUCCUCUGGCUGACUACUCUUCUUCAGCGACUAAUGCAUCGCCCGUACUGCUCAUCUAAUCCUCCCACCUUCAUGGCCUCGUGCUAUAAAUAGAAUCGGCGCAUUCUGGAGCCUCGAACCCUCAACAACAACAUUCUCUCAAUCUCAGCUGCUGAACACCCUCCAUAGCCAAUUGCAUCGACAUCGCAAGACCAACCAGGCGGCAUCGCAUCCUUCAUUUUUGUCCAUUACUCGACAAGCGCCUGCUACUCUUCACACCUUGCCUGCCCGCGCUGUUGCUUUCCACAACCAAUUCAAGUACCCACGAUUGCCUCGAUAGCCGCCGACGGUCUCCUCGUGCCUCCAAGCGCGCAUCCGCAUUGAAAGCAGUCCAUCCCGCCUCUUGGACCAUUCUUUCUGCGUCGUGACCGUUGGUGGCCGGUCCUCCUGUUCCUCUUCGACCAUGGCUACCAUCACAGCCUCCCCUCCCACAAUGUCACCGCCUCUGACCGCAGCCACCGCAAACACUCCUAUUCUGCCCCCUCUAAUAACGACGACAACACCUACGCCGCGAAGGGCGAGCUCGCAAAGACCAACCUCCUACGUUGAAAGACGAAUGUCCUCCUUCUCGAACCAUUCGAAAGCCUCCUACCAACCGCAGUCUCGGCCGGUCUCUCACGUCUUUCCCGUUUUUCACUCGAGCCUCCCUUAUAGUCUAGUCCGAGAUUUCGCGUAUUUACCCACACAUCCUUUACAUUAUGGGCCGCCUCCGAAUCAGUCGGGCAUGUCGACACCGGUUAGCGAGUCCAGAAGACUAUCCGACCCUACCAUGUCGUCGUGGGAAGAGGGUAGAGGACAGUGGUCAGCAACGCCGCCAUGGAUGGCAGAAACAAGUACCGCUUCUUGGAGUCGAGAUAGGCUACCCGCAAUGGCAUUUAAAGACGAUGGGCCUCCUUACAGCGAAGAUGAUGACAUUCAAUCACCAAUUGUGACCACAAGCAGACAUAAAAGGCAUAAAUCAAACGACCGAGGAAGAUCGCCUGGAGACGCGGGACCCCACCGCGGCUUUCUGAUGGAAGCUAUUCACCCGGAUGAGGUGGAUGGACCUGGUGAGGCUGUAGAAACGUACGACAACAACGUGCUACGAUUUCCUGGUCAGCCACAACAUCGAGACUCCAAUUUUGCCAAACCAAUACAAAGAAAUCCAUCGCCACUACAAGCCCAAGAGCCCAUGUCCGAAGACGAUUACUCGGAACCUGAAGACGACACCCGCUUUUCCAAAGACUACUCCUUUACCAUUGCCAGUCCGGAUGAGGAAAUGCAUGGAAAGGCCGUCGCAUUAUUCGACUUUGAGAGCGAACAUCAAAACGAGUUGCCCCUGAAAGAGGGUCAGAUAAUACUGGUGUCAUACCGACACGGCCAAGGCUGGCUGGUGGCAGAAGAUCCCAGGACCGGCGAGAGUGGGCUAGUACCGGAAGAGUUUGUCAGACUCGUGAGAGACAUCGAGGGUGGUUUGCAUGGCUUGAACUCGGUAACCCUCGAUGAUGGCCUUGACGCUGUUACGAGUCCAGUAUCGACAGAUCCCAGUUCGCUCAACACACCCGUACCGAACAACCAUGACUUCCCCUCGGAAAAGCCGACAAAUGGUGGAUACUCUGGCGCGAAGCAUCCGCCAGUUCAAUCGAAAUUCAGCACUAGCAGUCGUGACUUCGGCCACUACCCUCUACCAGGGAAAAGCGAGGAGAACGUUUCCGUGACAACGGUACAAGCGCCCAGCCGGGAAGACGGCGAUGAUAGCGACGCAAGCUGACCUUUGGAUACUGACGGUGUGGAAGGAAGCUUCCGCAGCGGCUGAAGACUAUUAUCUAAAGUAUUCCUUAAUGUGUUGUAUGAUCGAUGCGGUGAUGACGGACAUGGAAGAUAUCCAUUUGGACAUGAAGAGACACCUUUGGCGAGACCUUCUGGACUCCCAACUGGAAAGAUGCAGAUACAAUACAAUAUCUUUGUCCAUGGAAGACAUGGACGUCCUACGCAUGUCUGUUCAGAUGGAUCUCGUUUCCGACUUGUCAUCUGUUGUAAUAUACUUUGCGACCAAAGACAUGGACGGCCCGCUCCGACGGGUGUAGAAUCCUAAUACGAGCUGGAC
This is a messenger RNA of Exophiala xenobiotica, 2226 nucleotides long. RefSeq lists its product as uncharacterized. Gene Ontology annotation, molecular function: protein binding. Lineage: Eukaryota; Fungi; Ascomycota; Eurotiomycetes; Chaetothyriales; Herpotrichiellaceae. The record is from RefSeq and is a predicted model, not a curated record. The coding region runs from base 544 to 1890 and encodes 448 amino acids. The transcript has a single exon.